AUGUCUGAGUUAACAUGCAACAAACAACUCAUUGAUGAAAGCCAUCAGAACACGCAUUACGACUCUGAAUGGCACCGCUACAACCUCAAACGCAAGAUGGCAGGGGUUUCAGGAGUCACAGAAGCACUCUUUUUAGCGACACAGUCAGACGAGGAAACUAAGGACAAGCCAGAUCCGACUUGUUGUUUUAUGUGUGACAAAAAGCAUAAAACUAUUGAAAACUGUAUGGUUCAUAUGCACAAACAUCAUGGUUUCUUCGUACCUGAUAUUGACUAUCUCAAAGAUCCAAUUGGCCUUCUUACCCAUCUUGGACUUCAGGUUAAACAUGAUUACAAAUGUUUGUAUUGCAAACAUAUUUGCCGUCCAUUCGAUAGUCUUGAAGCCGUUAGGAAUCAUAUGGUGGCAAAAAGUCAUUGCAAAGUGCAUUAUGGUGAUGCAUUUGAUGAAGAGGAAGAAGCUGAAUUAGAGGAGUUCUAUGAUUAUAGCAGCAGUUAUGUAGAUGAAAACGGGAAGCAACUCGUUAUUGGUGAUGGGACGGGCGAUAGGAUAGAACUCGGAACCGGUGGAUCAGAACUCAUGAUAACUAGACCAACAGGUGAUAGAAUAUCAACCAAAAUAAUCGGUUCAAGGGAAUAUUUGCGUUAUUAUCGUCAAAAACCACGCCCUUCUCCAAACACAAUUCCCGCUACCGCUAUGCUGGCUUCCAGGCAUAGGAGCGUGUGUAUGUCAACGGUGCAGGCUAAAGAGAAGAUGGUGACGAAGAAGUUGAUGAAUACGAGGUCAAGGGUAGAGACGACACGAACCAAGAUAGGCAUGAAAAACAAUGUCAUCCGCAACUUUCCAAAGAGCGUUUCAUAUUUGAAACGUUAA
Molecule: messenger RNA, 870 nt
Organism: Cynara cardunculus var. scolymus (artichoke)
Lineage: Eukaryota; Viridiplantae; Streptophyta; Magnoliopsida; Asterales; Asteraceae
Product: cytoplasmic 60S subunit biogenesis factor REI1 homolog 1-like
Exons: 5
Coding region: 1-870 (289 amino acids)
Biological process (GO): ribosomal large subunit biogenesis
Cellular component (GO): preribosome, large subunit precursor
Source: RefSeq, a predicted model, not a curated record